This is a messenger RNA of Caretta caretta (loggerhead turtle), 1801 nucleotides long. Its product is annotated as beta-1,4-galactosyltransferase 3-like. Gene Ontology annotation, cellular component: Golgi apparatus. Gene Ontology annotation, biological process: carbohydrate metabolic process. Gene Ontology annotation, molecular function: galactosyltransferase activity. The record is from RefSeq and is a predicted model, not a curated record. NCBI's taxonomy places the organism in Eukaryota, Metazoa, Chordata, Testudines, Cheloniidae.
CCCCGGUGACGCGGGGAGUCCAGCCCCCGUCGGGGCAGGGAGGAGCGGGAGCGCGCAGCGGGCGAGUGCCCGGCCCGGCCGUCUGGAGACAGAGAGGGGGCGCACCAGGGAGCCUGGAGCCCCAAGCCAGCUGCAGGGAGUGAGAGCCGUCCCGGCGGAGCUGGCUGGGGGGCGCUUCCCAUCUCGAGGUCUGUCCCCAGGAGGGCGAGCCACAGCCGUCCCCGCCCGGGCCCUGCCCACCCGCCGGCCAUGGCUAGAUGAUCCCGGCCCCGCGCCAUGCUGCAGUCCCGCGGCCGGUACCUGCUGCUCCUGCUGGGGGUGCAGCUGGUGGUGAUGGCGCUGCUCUACCAUGAGGGCUACCGCCGGCGGGUCGCCUACUUCCUGGGCAUCUUCUACAAGGGGGGGGCCCCGGCCGGGCUUGGGGGGCCGCAGGGCGCCGCCCACAACGCCUCGCUGCCCGGCGAUGUCUACGCCAACCUCAGCCUCAUCGCCCGGCCCCUGCUGCGUCCCGAGGAACUGCCCUACUGCCCUGAGACCUCCCCGUUCCUAGGGGGCCCGAUCCGGGUGACCUUCCCCCCAGGGCUGACCCUGGAGGAGAUUGUCCGCAAGAACCCCUAUGUGAGGGCCGGGGGCAGGUACCAGCCCCCCGACUGCGACCCCCUGCACCGCACGGCCGUCGUCAUCCCCCACCGCAACCGGGAACAGCACCUGCGCUAUCUUCUCUACUUCCUGCACCCCUUCCUCCAGCGCCAGCAGCUCGCCUACGGCAUCUACAUCAUCCACCAGGCAGGGAACUACACCUUUAACCGGGCCAAGCUGCUGAAUGUGGGGUUCAAGGAGGCGAUGAAAGAUGAGGACUGGGACUGCAUGUUCUUCCAUGACGUCGACCUCAUCCCCGAGGACGACCGCAACCUGUACACCUGUGACCGCUUCCCCAAGCACGCCUCCGUCGCCAUGGACAAGUUCGGAUACAAGUUGCCCUACAAGACCUACUUUGGGGGGGUGUCGGCUUUGACCCCGGAGCAGUACAUGAAGAUGAACGGUUUCCCCAACAACUACUGGGGCUGGGGGGGCGAAGAUGAUGACAUCGCUGUGAGGGUGGCGCUGAGCGGGAUGCUGAUCUCCCGGCCCUCCAUCCAGCAUGGCCGCUACCGCAUGAUCAAACACGGCCACGACAAGGGCAACGAGCAGAACCCCAGGAGGUUUAACCUGCUGGCCAAGACGCGACGGACCUGGCGCCAGGAUGGCAUGAACACCCUGGAAUACCAGCUGCUGGCCAAGGAGCGCCUGCCCCUCUACACCAACAUCACCGUCGCCAUCGGCACCGAGAAGGGCCUGCGCCGCCCCACGUGACCUCUCCGCCCGCAGGGGGGCCGGGACUUGGGGGGGGCGUGGCUGGCCCCCAUUCCCCCCGAUCCACCCUGGACUGAGCAACCAAAGAUGCCCAGCUGGAGGGGGUGGGGCCUUGGGCUGGAGCUGCUGGGGGGAGGGGGAGGGAUUGGGCUCAUGAGCUGAGGCAGGGGAUGUGGGGUAGAGCGGGGCCCUGAUUGGGGGGCCCCCAAGCUGGUGGGGGCUCUGUCAGGGGAUGGGGCCCCUGAUGCCCCUGCUGUUGGGCGAGGGGGGAGGGAGUCAGGCCCUGACUCCCCCCAGAGCCAUUCGCCAGGGCUGGUUUUUUAUACAGAUGUCUCUUGGGGGGGGCGGGGUUUGUCUCUUGGGGGGCAGGGUUUGCUGUCCUGCCCGCAGAGGGGGCUGCCCCCCUGUGCACAGACUUUCUUAUUAAAGUGCAAUUUAUUUUACUGCA